Messenger RNA from Thecamonas trahens ATCC 50062, 1060 nucleotides. Its product is annotated as carboxylesterase. Lineage: Eukaryota; Apusomonadida; Apusomonadidae. The record is from RefSeq and is a predicted model, not a curated record. Bases 1 to 915 code for a protein of 304 amino acids. Gene Ontology annotation, molecular function: palmitoyl-(protein) hydrolase activity; carboxylic ester hydrolase activity. Gene Ontology annotation, biological process: protein depalmitoylation. Gene Ontology annotation, cellular component: cytoplasm. The transcript has a single exon.
AUGGCUCUGGUGGCCUGGCUGAUGUUCCGCCCUCAUGGCUCUGACCCCGCCGCUGCUCUCGACCCGGACUACAUCCGCUUGGAGGAGGCCCGUAUGGCUGCCGUCCUCGACGAUCCGCAGGCCGACUCGCUUGCCCUCCCCAACCUGCCCACCACCCCUGUCGAUCCGGUUGCGGCAGAUGCCGCCGCCGCCGCCGCUCUCGAUGCCGGCCUGGUCCUUGCUGCUCGAUCCGGGCGCCCGCCGCUCAAGGCUCUACUCUUCCUCCACGGCCUCGGUGACUCGGGCCGGGCGUGGACUGCCCGUGCUGCUCGCUGGCAGGAGAGCCUACCUGAUCUGGCGGUGGUCCUUCCGAGCGCGCCAGCGAUGGCGGUGACGGCUGCCUCAGGCAUGUCGCUCCCCGCGUGGUACGACGUACUCUCGAUGCGGGUCGACGGGCCGCAGGCGGCCGAUUCGAUCCGUGCCGGCGCCGAGAUGGUACGGGCCAUGGUGGCCAAGGUGGCAGAGGAUCUGGGCCUUCCCCAAAGUGCGAUAUUGGUUGCAGGCUUCUCCAUGGGCGCAGCGCUGGCCCUUUUUGCUGCGCUGGAGACCCGGUUGCUCGGCGCACCGCAUCGCGGCGGCCAUCUGGUAGCCGUCGGCGUCCUCUCAGGCUACCUCCCGCUGCACACCCUCGUGGCGAGCGCCAAGGCGCGGCGGCGCGGACAGCCCGAGUGGCAGCGAGCACUGCCACCGCUGGCGGUGUUCAUGGCACACGGCGCCCGUGACGCGGUGGUGCCGCUGCAGGCGGCGGCGGCGUCAGCGCGGGCGCUGGAGCGCGAGCCGUGGAUCGAGCUCGAGUUCUUUACAGUUCGCGGCUGCGGGCACGAGACGUGCACGGCCGAGGAGUUAGAGUUUGUGCGAUGGCUCGGAGCACGGUGAGCCGUGCCUGUAUUUCUGGCUCACGUCCGCGGCUCGACGAUACGCGACCGUUUGUGGGCCUCUUCCUCGUCGUCAAAGCCGGACAUGCCUGCGGCGAGGACGGAGCGGAGGAACGAGAAACCGUCAACGGCCUCGUCACCUUCGG